Messenger RNA from Melanaphis sacchari, 1637 nucleotides. RefSeq lists its product as uncharacterized. The transcript has 5 exons. The coding region runs from base 302 to 1531 and encodes 409 amino acids. The record is from RefSeq and is a predicted model, not a curated record. Lineage: Eukaryota; Metazoa; Arthropoda; Insecta; Hemiptera; Aphididae.
AUAUUGUCAUUUGUUAAUUUGUUAUUAUCUCGACCGGACAACGGAGAAAAAACCGAUUACGUUAUGUUAUAAUCGUUUAAUUUCGCAUGAACGAUAAUAAAAUGGUAAAAUAAUUUCUAUUUUUAUAACACUAUCAUUAAUGACCAUGUUAAAAAUUUCAUUCAUUCUGUUCUGUUCGGCCGUUGGAGAAGUUUAUGCGAAAGAUCAAAAACUUAAAAACUAUUCAUUGAACUCCAUAGUGGAUCAACUAUCAAGUAUUUCGAAGUGUUAAAAUUAAUUUUAUCACUUAUUCUGAGAUGUCAUGAAAAUUGAAGAACAAUAUAACAUCAUACGAUCAACAAAAAUGCCAAAAACGAAGAAAAAAGCCAUUAAUGAUAAAAAACAAUGCCCAUCAAAAAGAACUGUGUCUAAAAGACAGAGUAGAUCUGCAUUUAAAUUUGAUAUAAAAAAAAUUCUGAAAGAGAGGCGCUCUGAAGGAAAACUUUUGAAACAAAGUGCUAAACUUGAUGAAGAAAUGAAAAUUAUUGACGACUUGUAUCAAGAAAAAGUAAAUCAGACUAUUGACUUUGAAGACAACGAUAAACUUCCUCUCGUUUUAAAAAAUUUGGAUCGUGUUAUUAUUGACCACUCUAAUUAUAAUAUACCCUUUAAAGAUAAUUUAGAUGUUGAUUCAACAAAAUUGUGUAUACAACGCUUACGUAUCAUGUCAAUUGAGGAAAAUGAAGUUGAAGCCAAUAUUCAUUUUAAUCAUUUGAUGAAAGCAAAUUGGUCUCCAGAAUUUGGUGAUGUUCUUAAUAUUUUAUAUCAAUGGAGAGCUGAUUUGGAUACUCCAACUACUGAUCCAUCAUUAGAAUAUCAAAACAUUGGGCGGCAUAAUUUUGAAUUAGUAAUAAAUUUCAUAUCUUACAAUAUACUGAAAAAUAAUGAAAAAUUUAGUGUUGCUGAGCUGUUAACAAUAGCUAAAUAUAUUGUUAAAAUAUCUUUUGAUCGUCUGUGUGGACAAAUGAUAAAUGUGAUUAAAAGAUUAUUUAGUACUUGUAUUGAAACAGCUUUAAAAGAAGACAACAAUACCACUAUUAUGGCAUUCGCUCAAGAAUUGUAUUCUAAAUACAAUGAAGAUGAUUUAUUAGAUAUGAUAGUGAAUUUAUUUCUACCUUUGGAAGGACAAAUAAUGAAAAAAAUUUAUAUUUACUUAACAUACAAACUAUACAAGUCACUUUUAGGAAAGAAUGAUACAUGUGCAUUUCCGUCUAGCAUCAAAGAAUGGUUUGUACAAGAUUUUGUGGAUAAGAAUUAUUUCAAUAAAAAUCCCAAAAAAGUAUUAUUCAGUGUUAUUCAGUUGUUAGAACAUGUUGUGGUUAUACUUGAUUUAUAUGAAGAAGAAGAAAAACUGCAUAAAAUGUAUAAUUUUCUGAACGCAGCGCUCAAACCUACUGGAUUGUCAAAUUCUCUAAAAUUUAUUAAUAUUUUGGACCAAUGGAGGUUACGAUUAUUUCGUUUACAUGUCAAUCGCAAAACUAGUUGUAAAUAAUGAUACUACUGAUAAAGUAUUAAUCUAUAAGUAAAUCUUAAGUAUUGUUAAUCUUCUAUCAAAUUUAUUUUUUGUAUUCUACAUAUAUGUUAUUAAAAUAUUGGUA